GUUGGAAUUAGAACCUGUUCAUGAAGCUGCUCAAGCUGGGCAAUAUCCUUCAACAGAACAGAUCAGUGACAGAAGUCGCAUUGUGACCAGUUGCAUCGCAGAAAGCCUAGGCAGCAGUUCUUUAUUCUGCCACAAAGCCGUUAGCUGUUCCUUUCAAGGCGGAACAAAACCUCGCCGGUCAGUUCUGCGAUUGAUCCCCAUACAAUUCCUCAGUUCAUUUCUUUUUAUCACCAGAUCCAAAACUUUUUGCCCUCAACAACGAUAGUCUGGAAAAGCAGGCUCUUGGCCGUAGUUGUCAAGUGAAGAUCAAAGCCUCUUGCUACCUAUCGCUCUAGAAAGCAAGCACAAGGUGCCGUCAGCUCGUAAAGCUGGCGAGGCCUCUUGCACGGGUGAAGUCGAUGAAGGAGGUGCGCCGCUACCUGCGGACUUUGAGGGGCCAUAGGGGGCCCCUACUGCGUACCCUAUGUUUGAUGGCUGGCAUUCUGGGGCUGCUCCUCUAUCUGACGCGACACCAUCACGAGUUGCACAGCACAAAGCCUUUGUACUUUGUCAGCAUUGGGGAUUAUGGAGCUGGCAACGCGACACAGCAAGCUGUUGCAGACCAGCUGGCAAAGACAGUGGGGGAGUACGGGGUACAGUUCAUACUGACGCUAGGAGACAACUUCUACUCCAGAGGUGUAACGAGCUUGGAGGAUCCAAUCUGGCAAAAGCGCUUUGAGGCGGUCUACCACCACCCAAGUCUGCAAGUACCCUGGUACAUAACCCUGGGCGAUCACGACCACCGGGGCAACGUAUCAGCGCAGCUGCUCUACACGGAGCGGUCGGAGCGGUGGCACCUCCCCAGCCCCUACUACUUGCAACAGGUGGCGCUCAGCGAAGAGCGCCACCUGGACAUCGUCGUCACCGACAGCAUCGCCCUUGAGGGUGCUUUGGCGGUGGGGCCCAAGGAGCGACGCUUCUUCAACGACUACACGCAGCAGUGGGUGGACGCACAGGCUGGCAAGGCACACCUAGACUGGCUGGAGGCGACCCUCGCAAACAGCACCGCAGACUGGUGCAUAGUUGCGGGCCACCGCCCCGCCAAAACGGCCGCGGACCGCGACCGUUUCCGGGGAGACUUCGCCCUCAUGGAAGUGCUGCCGCCUCUUCUCUCGCGCCACAGCGUGGACGCGUACCUGAGCGGGCACGACCACGUGGGCCAGCAUUUUGAGGAGGGGCACGUGCAGUUUCUGGGCAACGGGUUGGGCGGCUACAAGACGCACGUCGUGUCAGCGGACGCGAGCGCGUUGUGGGUCGAGACCGGCUUCAACGGGUUCCUCCUUCACAAGGUGACAAAUAAAGAGUUGACUUCUUCCUUCAUCGACUCAGAAGGGCGAACCAGGUACACGACCAAGAUAUUGUCACAAAGUAAAAGGAGAGCUAAGCAAGCCGGACUUAGAUUUAUCUAACAUGCACAUCUACGAGCGGAUAUAUUUGUCGCUCAAAUUGAUCCCUUUGAAUGUUUACUGACGCAUUACCUAUAUAGUUACUAAAUCGACUUUCUUAUAUCAAGAUAUAUUCGAUGUGCAAUUCAUCGUCAGCAGGCAAAUGUAGGCCUCGCAAAGAGCUUGCAUGGUGCCCGUAAUGAAUAUCGACAUCCGAGCUAUAGUGUUUGAACUUAGCUGUUUGGACUAGAGACAAAAUCGUACCUGGGUACUCUGCAUCGCAUCCGACACUCGAAAGGUUCCCAUGGACACAGGUUCUAGCCCGCGCCCAAUUAAAUUAGCCAUGGCAUGCGCACCGG
Molecule: messenger RNA, 1783 nt
Organism: Klebsormidium nitens
Lineage: Eukaryota; Viridiplantae; Streptophyta; Klebsormidiophyceae; Klebsormidiales; Klebsormidiaceae
Source: the annotation of a GenBank genome assembly